Messenger RNA from Toxotes jaculatrix (banded archerfish), 2694 nucleotides. RefSeq names its product metal transporter CNNM1. Gene Ontology annotation, cellular component: plasma membrane. Lineage: Eukaryota; Metazoa; Chordata; Actinopteri; Toxotidae. The coding region runs from base 1 to 2694 and encodes 897 amino acids. Gene Ontology annotation, molecular function: transmembrane transporter activity. The record is from RefSeq and is a predicted model, not a curated record. Gene Ontology annotation, biological process: magnesium ion homeostasis; transport. The transcript is spliced from 10 exons.
AUGUCCUUCAGUAGUUCAUUCAGCAUGAUGGCUGCGGAUGCUGCGGAUGCUCUCUGCUGCAUCCUGCAUCCGCGCCGGCUCUCUCUCCUCUUUCUCACCGUCACCCUCUCCUCUCUGCCGCCCCCGACAGCAGCGCUGCUCGGCGUCCGGCCAGAGGACACCCAGAGCGGAGAGCUGUCCGUGCAGGAUGGGGUAUUAAGGGCGACCGAGGGGACCCGCUUCAUGCUGAGGGUUUACUACUCCGCAUCUCCGGCUACGGAGCAUCCCAACAGCCUGAACAUGACCGGAAGACCUGACGCCGCUCCGUGGAUCGCGUUUAUAGAGGAGCAAGGUGGGGACAGCGCGGACGCGGAGAAGCGGCUCCGGUCCAGAGGGAACCCGUGUGAAGAGGAGAAUGCCCGGAGCUCAGAUAUCGAGCUGCUGGGCUCCUUCAGAUCCACCUCAAGUCACAACUCAGUUUUGGUGGAGCUGCUCGCAAAAGACCUGCGCAGAGGCGAGAUGAUCAAAUACUACUCCAUGUGCGCGUUCGAUGGAGUGAAAUGGGAGCAUUUCAGCACCAAAGACUUCUGGUUGGCUGUGGUGGAAAGACCCCCAGAGGCAGAUGUUUGGCUCCAGGCGGGUGUCUCGGUGCUCCUGUUGGGGCUGUCUGCGCUCUGCAGCGGUCUCAACAUCAGCAUGCUGGCUCUUGACCCCGUCGAGCUGCGGGUCCUGCAGAACAGUGGCACAGAGAAGGAGCAGAAAUACGCACGGAAAAUAGAGUCAGUGCGUAAACAUGGAAACUACAUCCUUUGCACCGUGGUGCUGGGCAACGUGCUAACAAACACAUGCUUUGUGGUGUGGAUGUGCCAGAUAUUAGGAAUGACUGCUCUCUCAACUGCCUUUUGUACUUUGGGGAUUUUCUUUAUUGGCGAGAUUUUACCUCACUCCGUGGCGUCCAGGCACAGUCUCGCCAUCGCCUCCAAGACCCUCUGCGCGACGCGCCUGCUGAUGUUGGUGUUUUUCCCCAUCGCCUACCCAGUCUCCAAGAUUCUGGACAUCAUGCUGCACCAGGAGAUCAGCAACUUUUAUACCAGGGAGAAGUUGGUAGCCAUGCUGCGCGUGACUGACCCUUACCACGACCUGGUCAAAGAAGAGCUCAACAUCAUCCAGGGAGCCCUGGAGCUGAGGACCAAGACCGUAGAGGACGUGCUGACGCCGCUGUCAGACUGUUACAUGCUGUCGUCGGACGCCGUGCUGGACUUCUGCACCAUGUCUGACGUGAUGCAAAGCGGUUUCACCCGCAUCCCGGUCUACGAGAACGAGAGGUCCAACAUCGUGGACAUCCUGUUUGUGAAAGACUUGGCCUUCGUGGAUCCUGACGAUUGCACUCCUCUGAAAACAAUCACUCAGUUUUACAAGCACCCCAUGCACUGCGUGUUCAAUGACACCAAGCUGGACGUGAUGCUGGAGGAAUUUAAGAGAGGUAAAUCCCACCUGGCUGUGGUGCAGAGGGUGAACAGUGAGGGGGAGGGAGACCCCUUCUAUGAAGUGAUGGGCAUCGUCACCCUGGAGGACGUCAUAGAAGAGAUCAUCAAGUCUGAGAUUGUGGAUGAGACAGACCUAUAUACUGAUAAUCGGACCAAAAGGCGAGUAUCCAACCAUGAGAGGAAGCAGCAGGAUUUUUCUAUCUUCAAACUGGCAGAAAAUGAGCUGAAGGUGAAGAUCUCGCCCCAGCUGUUGCUUGCAACACACCGCUUCUUGGCUACAGAGGUAGAGCCUUUUAGGCCAUGUCACCUGUCAGAGAAGAUCUUGCUGCGUCUCAUUAAACAUCCCAGCGUUGUGCAGGAACUCAAGUUCAACCCCAAGAACAAACACGCUCCUCAACACUACCUCUUCCAGAGAAACAAACCUGUCGACUACUUCAUCCUCAUCUUGCAGGGACGGGUGGAGGUAGAGAUAGGAAAGGAGGCACUCCGCUUUGAAAAUGGGGCAUUUUCUUAUUAUGGCAUGCCAGCACUCAUCCCACCCCUGCCAAUUGGUCACAGGUACAGUUCCAGAGGCAGUGGUCUGAACCAAUCAGAUUCAUUACUGAGUGGAGGCAGUGUGGGUCAGCUCGCUACAGGAGGAGGGAUCUACUUGCCAGACUACUCAGUUCGACAGCUCACAGACCUACAGAUCAUUAAGAUCACUAGGAACCAUUACCAGAACGCCCUGACGGCCACCAGGAUGGACAGCUCCCCUCAGACACCAGACCCAGUGGAUCCUGACGCCAAAGGGAGGCCUCCGGUCCCAGAGGCUCGCUCACACAGCAUCGCCCUGCCCCUCACACACACGCACACUCGGCUGGGACUGGCACGCCUUGCACAUCUCCAUCCCCACGGUGGCCUUCGCAACACCUCCCAGCUCAAUGAAAGAAAUCGUAUCGUUCGCAGUAAAUCUGAUGGGCAGAGGAGUCCAAAUGAUACUGUGUUCCUCCGCAUGGAUGAGAUUCCCUACAUCCACGAGGACCGACCUGAAAAUUAUGGAGAGAAUGAUGUGCCUACAGAGUCCCAGCCGUCCACCUCUCCCUUCAUCAGCUCUCUGUCUCUGUCCAGCUCCGAGGAGAACAUUGGAAAGAAGCUAUUGCGUAAAUUGAGUAACAAGAGGAGGAAAAAGUCUCGGGAUGGAGAAAAGAGUUUGGAGGAAGGCUCAGAGCAACCACCAGUGACGAGCUAG